GCUCAGCCAAUGAGAGGCCAGGAAGUCACUUCUAUGUCAAACAGUAAUUUGUCAGGAGGAAGCACUGCCGAACAACAUAAAAAGUUUUUUUUUCUUUUGAGAAAAUGGCGGACAAGACAGCGGAUGGGGGGUCAUGGACGGGAUGCGCCGUCAUGUUCCUGCAGUCGCUCUUUCCUGGCGUGGACCUGCUCGCUCUCUACAAAGGCGAGCAGGGGAAGUUCAUCAUCUUCAAAGUCAUCAAGCUGACUCUGAGAGAUUCUGCGGGAGGUCUGGGAGGCUACGAGAUCCUAAAGGUCCAUGAUGCUGAGCCCUUCCUGGGGGUGGAGGUGAAAUUCGUGGAUGUGGCAGCAUGUCAGCAGUUCCUGGAGAGCUACAGCUCCGGAACGGUGCUCCAGUCCCUCAACCAGCACGCGUGCCGGCUGCUCGGACUUCCCGAAGACUUCACCGUGCGAACCCAGCUGAAGGCCGGGCCUCAGAACCUGGAUCUGUGUCUGGACCAGCUGCCUGUCUGUCUGCAGCACAUCCACCUUUCACAGCCGGAGCGCCUGCGUGACGAAGAGAUCGAUCAUCUGGAGCAGCAGCUGCAGAGCCAGGCGCUGGGUCCGGCCCCGCAGCCCCCCACGGUCACACAGGAAGAGUCUCCAGUGCCCAGCAACUGCUUCAAGUUUCAGAACAGAGUGUUUGAGGACCGAAUGCUGACAGCGGCAGAUGUUCAGAGCUUUUCGAACGGAGUGGGCCGUCAGUGGAAACACGUAGGAAGGGCCCUGGGGAAGAGCUGUCGUGCUCUGAAGGGCCCCGCCAUUGACAACCUGGCCUACGAGUACGAGAGAGAAGGGCUGUAUGAGCAAGCCUAUCAGCUGCUGAGCCGCUUCAUUCAGGCGGAGGGGAGGGCGGCCAAGCUGAGCCGACUGGUCAGAGCUCUGGAGGACAGCAAACUCACCAGCCUGGCUGAGAACAUGCUGGGCAUGCAGCCCCGAGAGUAACUCUGUGUGCGAGCUUUAAGACCCAAACUGAGGGACGGGCUCCUCUGUGGGAGUGGAAACGUUUCCCUGACGCUUUUUUACAUUCAGAGUAGCUCUUCCCGACUUUCCCUCAUGUUUGAAUCAGAACCAAGUGUGUGUGAAUGUGUGUGAAUUCACAGUUUGUGUGUGCGUGUGUGUGUGUUUGUGAGGGAGGGAAAGAGAUUCAGAUCAACAUUUGUAAUCUUUUGUUUAUUUGAAGUAAUCUGUCAUCACUGUUAAAAGAAAAUGCAAUCUGGAGUUUAAUACACUGUGCGAACCGUUUUUAUCGUGUUACAGAUUGAACCUGUUGGGUCCUGCUUCCAGUGACAACACAAAUUAAGGAUAUUGAUUUUUUUUUUCUUCUCGAUAAAAUGGGUUCUAGCAAAUUAAAUGGUUGUGGAAAGAAGGCUUAUGUUUCUGUUUGAUGCAUUAGUGUAAUUAAAACUGAAAACACAAUUUUGUCUAAA
Poecilia latipinna (sailfin molly) is the source of this 1468-nucleotide messenger RNA. RefSeq names its product tnfrsf1a-associated via death domain (gene tradd). Gene Ontology annotation, molecular function: transmembrane receptor protein tyrosine kinase adaptor activity. Gene Ontology annotation, biological process: extrinsic apoptotic signaling pathway; positive regulation of canonical NF-kappaB signal transduction. Gene Ontology annotation, cellular component: tumor necrosis factor receptor superfamily complex. The coding region runs from base 105 to 983 and encodes 292 amino acids. The record is from RefSeq and is a predicted model, not a curated record. NCBI's taxonomy places the organism in Eukaryota, Metazoa, Chordata, Actinopteri, Cyprinodontiformes, Poeciliidae. The transcript has 5 exons.